Messenger RNA from Capra hircus (goat), 4785 nucleotides. It is a transcript of the gene USP15, whose product is annotated as ubiquitin specific peptidase 15. The record is from RefSeq and is a predicted model, not a curated record. The transcript has 22 exons. NCBI's taxonomy places the organism in Eukaryota, Metazoa, Chordata, Mammalia, Artiodactyla, Bovidae. Gene Ontology annotation, biological process: protein deubiquitination. Bases 62 to 3007 code for a protein of 981 amino acids. Gene Ontology annotation, molecular function: cysteine-type deubiquitinase activity.
ACAAUGCUCUGGGGCGUGCCGCCGCCGUCGCUGCCGCCUCCGCUACCGCUAGUGGAAGAAGAUGGCGGAAGGCGGAGCGGCAGAUCUGGACAUCCAGCGGUCUGACAUCGCGACGCUGCUCAAAACCUCGCUCCGGAAAGGGGACACCUGGUACCUCGUGGAUAGUCGCUGGUUCAAACAGUGGAAAAAGUAUGUUGGCUUUGACAGUUGGGACAAAUACCAGAUGGGAGAUCAAAACGUUUAUCCUGGACCCAUCGAUAACUCUGGGCUUCUUAGAGAUGGCGAUGCCCAGUCACUUAAGGAGCACCUUAUUGAUGAAUUGGAUUACAUACUGUUGCCGACUGAGGGCUGGAAUAAACUUGUCAGCUGGUACACAUUGAUGGAAGGUCAGGAACCAAUAGCACGAAAGGUGGUUGAACAGGGUAUGUUUGUAAAGCACUGCAAAGUAGAAGUAUAUCUCACAGAAUUGAAGCUCUGUGAAAAUGGAAACAUGAACAAUGUUGUAACACGGAGAUUUAGCAAAGCUGACACAAUAGAUACAAUUGAAAAGGAAAUAAGAAAAAUCUUCAAUAUUCCAGAUGAAAAGGAGACCAGAUUGUGGAACAAAUACAUGAGUAAUACAUUUGAACCACUGAAUAAACCAGACAGCACCAUUCAGGAUGCUGGUUUAUACCAAGGACAGGUGUUAGUGAUAGAACAGAAAAAUGAAGAUGGAACAUGGCCAAGGGGUCCGUCUACUCCUAAGUCCCCAGGUGCAUCCAAUUUUUCAACUUUACCAAAGAUCUCUCCUUCAUCUCUAUCAAAUAAUUAUAACAACAUCAACAACAGAAAUGUGAAAAACUCAAAUUAUUGUCUCCCAUCAUAUACUGCUUAUAAGAACUAUGAUUAUUCAGAACCUGGAAGAAACAAUGAACAACCAGGCCUCUGUGGCCUAAGUAAUUUGGGAAAUACGUGUUUCAUGAACUCAGCUUUUCAGUGUUUGAGCAAUACACCUCCACUUACUGAAUAUUUCCUGAAUGAUAAGUAUCAAGACGAACUGAAUUUUGACAAUCCCUUAGGAAUGAGAGGUGAAAUAGCUAAAUCUUAUGCUGAAUUGAUCAAGCAAAUGUGGUCUGGAAAGUUCAGCUAUGUCACACCAAGAGCCUUUAAGACACAAGUAGGACGUUUUGCACCUCAGUUCUCUGGAUACCAGCAGCAGGACUGUCAAGAACUAUUAGCUUUCCUAUUAGAUGGACUACAUGAGGAUUUGAAUAGAAUUAGGAAAAAACCAUAUAUACAAUUAAAAGAUGCUGAUGGAAGACCAGAUAAGGUAGUUGCUGAAGAAGCCUGGGAAAACCAUUUAAAAAGAAAUGAUUCUAUCAUAGUAGAUAUAUUUCAUGGCCUUUUUAAAUCAACUUUAGUAUGUCCGGAAUGUGCUAAGAUUUCAGUAACAUUUGAUCCUUUCUGUUACUUGACACUUCCAUUGCCCAUGAAGAAGGAACGUACCUUGGAAGUUUAUUUAGUUAGAAUGGAUCCACUUACCAAACCUAUGCAGUAUAAAGUGGUUGUCCCUAAAAUUGGAAACAUACUUGAUCUUUGUACAGCAUUGUCUCUUUUGUCAGGAGUACCUGCAGAUAAGAUGAUAGUUACUGAUAUAUACAAUCAUAGAUUUCACAGAAUAUUUGCAAUGGAUGAAAAUCUUAGUAGUAUUAUGGAACGUGAUGAUAUUUAUGUGUUUGAGAUUAACAUAAAUAGGACAGAAGAUACAGAGCAUGUGAUUAUUCCUGUUUGCCUGAGAGAAAAAUUUAGACACUCAAGUUACACCCACCAUACUGGUUCUUCACUUUUUGGGCAGCCUUUUCUUAUGGCUGUUCCACGGAACAAUACUGAAGAUAAACUCUAUAAUCUUUUGCUUGUGAGAAUGUGCCGAUACGUCAAAAUAUCUACUGACACCGAAGACACUGAAGGAUCCCUACACUGCUGUAAGGACCAAAAUAUUAAUGGGAAUGGCCCAAAUGGCAUCCAUGAAGAAGGCUCACCAAGUGAAAUGGAAACAGAUGAGCCAGAUGAUGAAUCCAGUCAGGAUCAAGAACUGCCCUCUGAGAAUGAGAACAGUCAGUCUGAAGAUUCAGUUGGAGGAGAUAACGAUUCUGAAAAUGGAUUAUGUACUGAAGAGACUUGCAGAGGUCAACUCACGGGACACAAAAAGCGAUUGUUUACAUUCCAGUUCAACAACUUAGGCAAUACUGAUAUCAACUACAUCAAAGAUGAUACCAGGCAUAUAAGAUUUGAUGAUAGGCAGCUUAGGUUAGAUGAAAGGUCUUUCCUUGCUUUGGAUUGGGAUCCUGAUUUGAAAAAAAGAUAUUUUGAUGAAAAUGCUGCUGAGGAUUUUGAAAAACAUGAAAGUGUGGAAUACAAACCUCCUAAAAAACCCUUUGUGAAAUUAAAAGAUUGCAUUGAGCUUUUUACAACAAAAGAAAAGCUAGGUGCUGAAGAUCCUUGGUAUUGUCCCAAUUGUAAAGAACAUCAGCAAGCCACAAAGAAAUUGGAUUUAUGGUCUCUGCCUCCAGUACUUGUGGUGCAUCUCAAGCGAUUUUCUUAUAGUCGAUACAUGAGAGACAAGUUGGAUACUUUAGUUGAUUUUCCUAUCAAUGAUUUGGAUAUGUCAGAAUUCCUAAUUAAUCCAAAUGCAGGUCCUUGCCGCUAUAAUUUGAUUGCUGUUUCCAACCACUAUGGAGGAAUGGGAGGAGGACACUAUACUGCUUUUGCAAAAAAUAAAGAUGAUGGAAAAUGGUACUACUUUGAUGACAGUAGUGUCUCAACUGCAUCUGAAGACCAGAUUGUGUCCAAAGCAGCAUAUGUACUCUUCUACCAGAGACAAGACACUUUCAGUGGAACUGGCUUUUUCCCCCUUGACAGAGAAACUAAAGGUGCUUCAGCUGCCACAGGCAUCCCAUUAGAAAGUGAUGAAGAUAGCAAUGAUAAUGACAAUGAUAUAGAAAACGAGAACUGUAUGCACACUAACUAAUGAAAGUCCUAGAAGCCAUAAAAGAGAGACUUUCCUGCUGGUGGUAUCUGUUGAAAUGAUGAAGUUACCCACCACAUUAAACAAAAGUCUGAGAUGGGGAGUUUCAGAUCACUGAAUGUAAAUCCUUUAUCAGAUUUUAACUUGUGCAGUACUUGAAGUGAAACACAAUGAAAACUUUAACAGAAAUUGUCUCUUAAUACAUUUACAGUCUUGUAUUUACAAGCUAAAUAUAUAUAGGAAAUCACAAUAAAUCCCUUUUAAGUUUGCUGCUGUUUUGAUGAAUUAUGUUUCUUUAAUUUUUUGGAUGUGAGUUAAUUGAUGACAAAUGUUAAAUUUGUGGAUGUUGGUCAUUUAUUUUGCUCAGAUAAUAACUGCAAGAAAUCUAUGGCUGAACUUAGUUCUUGGAUAAUCUAGUUCAUGUGCAUUAGGCUGCCACAUAUACUACUGUGAUAAUGAGCUGCAGUGUCAAUGUGGCAUAAAUACUGCAGUAGUAUUCUUGGAAAACCAAAUUUUCAAAUCUUUACCUGGUAAUCAGUGUGGGCCUGUUAAAACUAAAUCAUGAUACAAGAAGCAGUCUUGAAAAAGUUAUUUCCUUUUGUAGUAUCAUAAAAAAACAGAAUAUUAUGUUCAUCUUACUACUACUCUAGAAACAGGUUCUAGAUUUCACACUUCAUCGAAAGUCACUUUUCAGUUAAAUGUAAGUAUUUUUCACUGCUGUUGGGAUCUAUUCCUUAGAUAUUCAAAUUCUUUUUGACUUACUUUAAAUUUAAAAUGCGUAUCUUUAAAUCUGAUGUUGGUCCAAAAUUAAAAUUUUGGCUGUCUGUUUUUCUCUACCCCAUUUUUUGGUAAUUUGGCAACUUUUAGCUCUCCUAUUGUAAUAUAAGGACAAAUUUAAUAGUAUUCUGUAUCCAUAGUAAUGAUUGCAUCAAGCUUAGAUGAGAAAUUUUUUUCUGGCCUUUAAAUUACUAAUGGACAAUUGGCUUUAAAGGUAGGUCUGUUAACUUUCUUUGUAUGUUCCUGAUGGAAUUCACCAUAGCCUUACAGCUUUUCUCAGAAGGGAACUUGUUACAAGAGAAUUGGCAUUGCAUGUUCCAGAGUCAGAACCUGUACAGUAUAUAAAACAUACAGACCUUGAAUUUGAUUUUAGUUCACCACAUUCAAGGAUCCAGGAUGCCAAAAAUAUGUGUGAACAUUUGAAACAUUUUUCAUUUGCUGCUUUUUCCCCUUUGAUCUAGUUGAAAGAAUGUAUUGUCAAUUGGCAUACAAUACUGCCUUUAAUAGAAAAUAAAUGCUGGGGCACGUUUCACAUAUCGACUACCUGAGAAAUUGCUAUGUGUCCCACUAUUAUUAAAGCAAAAAGUAUAAUGUUCUUCACUUGAACUAAUCAAAUACAAUAGAUUAUAAAUUGUGUAUUGUAAAUAAAAGUUCACUCUGUGAGUGCACAUUUUGGUAAAUUAUUUAUUUAUGUUAGCAUUUAAACGUGAAAGAAAAAAUGCAUUUAACCAGGAUAAAUGAGGUAUGUUGAUCAUGGCUUUGCUUUAUACCUUAAUAUUAAAGCUGGUUUUUCAUCCUGGUAUUUUUAAAGCUGUUUUGGGUUUUUCCUUUUUAUCCUUUCCUUUUCUUUUUCUUUCUUUCUUUCUUUUUUUUUUUUUUUAAUGUAAACUAACCUCCUGCAUGACAGAGGUUAAAAUUUUGUCUGCACUUGAGUUCACUUGAGUUUACAUUUGAAAUGUGCAUGUUUAUUUAUACAGAUUUCAAUAAAGCUAUUCAAGGCCUUA